AUGGCUAUGCAGAAUGCUGGAUGGACUCCAGUCCCACAGUUCGGAGGGUGGGACCAAAACGGACCAGACGCAACAAACUACUCGGUUGUGUUCUCCAAAGCUCGCGCUAACAGGAAGCAGAACAAAGCUGGUUUGAGACAUUCUAGCUUGGGAAGCGAACAAGAACUCAUGGCAAGCACUCGUCACCACCACCAGCAACUUCACCAUCGCCUCCAAUCCCAAGACGAUGACCCUGUCAUGCUUGUUUCCAUAGCUAUGGAAGGACUCUCUUGUUCGAACAAUCGAUCACCGUAG
Messenger RNA from Thlaspi arvense, 294 nucleotides. NCBI's taxonomy places the organism in Eukaryota, Viridiplantae, Streptophyta, Magnoliopsida, Brassicales, Brassicaceae. The record is from the annotation of a GenBank genome assembly.